AUGACGCCUGGCGGCCCAGCAAUGCGGAACCCGCAGCGGUUUCACCUCGACCUGACUCUCUCCCACUGCCACCUCCACCUCGCCGUCAUACCCCACAUGCUCGAGUGCACGCCGCAGGCUCAGGCGUCGCACGCAGAGCUCCCCACCGCCGUCCCGUUCCCGUUCCUGCUCCUGCUCCUGUUCCUGUUCCUGUUCCUGUCCCUGUCGCUGUCCCUGUCCCUGUCGCUGUCCCUGUCCCUGUCGCUGUCCCUGUCCGGCUCGUCGCAGUAG
Molecule: messenger RNA, 270 nt
Organism: Ascochyta rabiei
Lineage: Eukaryota; Fungi; Ascomycota; Dothideomycetes; Pleosporales; Didymellaceae
Exons: 1
Coding region: 1-270 (89 amino acids)
Source: RefSeq, a predicted model, not a curated record